Messenger RNA from Amphibalanus amphitrite, 1370 nucleotides. RefSeq names its product SUMO-conjugating enzyme UBC9-B. Lineage: Eukaryota; Metazoa; Arthropoda; Thecostraca; Balanomorpha; Balanidae. Gene Ontology annotation, biological process: protein sumoylation. Gene Ontology annotation, cellular component: nucleus. The coding region runs from base 239 to 721 and encodes 160 amino acids. The transcript is spliced from 6 exons. Gene Ontology annotation, molecular function: SUMO conjugating enzyme activity. The record is from RefSeq and is a predicted model, not a curated record.
CAUUUUGGUUCUUAAACAAACCCUGGUUCAUGCCAAUGUCUGAUCGUUUCAGUUUGGCGCGGUUUUUGGUUAAUUCGGUUUCAGUUUUUAUUUGGUUUAGGUAGUUUCGACAGAGGAUAUUAGAGUAAAGAUACCAGUUAUUAUAGUCAGAUCAUUUGUUUCAACUUUCUUAGUACCUAAUGAAGAACUUUUUGUGCCCCCACUUCUCUCGGUGACUUCAGGACAGCAGCUUCACAUCAUGUCUGGCAUUGCCUCCUCGCGACUUUCUGAGGAGAGAAAAGCGUGGCGCAAGGACCACCCGUUCGGUUUCGUGGCGCGCCCGGCGAAGAACGCCGACGGAACGCUCAACCUGAUGCUGUGGGAGUGCGCCAUUCCCGGCAAAAAGGGCACCGCCUGGGAGGGUGGCUACUACAAGCUGAAGAUGAUCUUCAAGGACGACUACCCGACCUCGCCUCCCAAGUGCAAGUUCGACCCGCCGCUGUUCCACCCGAACGUCUACCCCUCCGGCACCGUGUGUCUGUCACUGCUGGACGAGGAGAAGGACUGGCGGCCGGCCAUCACCAUCAAGCAGAUCCUGCUCGGCAUCCAGGACCUGCUGAACGACCCCAACAUCAAGGACCCCGCCCAGGCAGAGGCCUACACCAUCUAUUGCCAAAACCGGCUCGAGUACGAGAAGCGGGUCCGCGCGCAGGCCCGCGCCAUGUCCGCCCCGCUCGACUAGGGGGCUCCGGCCGCCGUCAGACGAGCCCCGCUCGGAGCCGGGUCCUCAUGAGCUGUCAGCGAGAGACCAGUGAUGGGCGCGGCGCGGACGGCCGCCCGCCGCCGGCGCCGGCCCUGUGAUUUCUGUCAGAGAGUCGCCCGUGCCCCUGGAAAAAUGAGGCGAUUUCUGUGGGAUUUUGUUACGGAACUAAAUUCGUUUGAGAUAGUCUGUUAACCCAAUGAAGCUUGCUCCACUCCUGGUACAUUGGAGGUCAAUGAGACUGAAUGCGGUCUCAGACAUCCUGUGUGUAUGUGUGUGUGUCCGUGCGUGCCCGUGUGUGUGGGGGAGGGAGGGGGGGGGGGGGGGGCUGUGCGGCGGGGUGUGCUGUCGGUGCGGCACGUGCUGUAGGUAUGUGCUGACUGUGCGGCAGUGUGCUGUAUGUGCUAUCUAUGCGGCGCGCGGGGCUCUGACCGACCGCGCGUCACUGGCCGCCUCACAUUUCCACGGCGUCCGCGCGAACUCGCCGUCUGUACGAGCGGCGGCCGCCCUGCGCUGUCCGCGGCCGGGCGGCUACUUUUGGUCCCUUUUCACGUUCAUUAGGGCGACGGGUCAGGGUCGCAGAGGUUUUAGCCGAACUCAUAGCGGUGGAAAAUACAGGCACAUCACUUUU